Pungitius pungitius (ninespine stickleback) is the source of this 2179-nucleotide messenger RNA. RefSeq names its product adrenoceptor alpha 1Aa (gene adra1aa). Gene Ontology annotation, biological process: cell-cell signaling; phospholipase C-activating G protein-coupled receptor signaling pathway; positive regulation of heart rate by epinephrine-norepinephrine. Gene Ontology annotation, cellular component: plasma membrane. Gene Ontology annotation, molecular function: alpha1-adrenergic receptor activity. The coding region runs from base 586 to 2040 and encodes 484 amino acids. The record is from RefSeq and is a predicted model, not a curated record. The transcript is spliced from 2 exons. Lineage: Eukaryota; Metazoa; Chordata; Actinopteri; Perciformes; Gasterosteidae.
GUAUCGUGCUGCUGGGUCCUGUUGUGUUGAAUCUGAAUCCGUCUCCGGAGUUCUAUCCUGAAGAGCCUGGAUAUUGACGACCGCUCAGUUGCAGCUUCACCCAGAGGAGUGUUCUCUCACUCCUAAUAUUUCACUCGACUUUUAAGGAUUUGUUUUCCUAAACUGCAGUUUUGGGUGGCUAGAACUUGCAAAGAUUUCCCCAGAUGUGAACACCCAUCUGUGUGUCUCAGCUAUAAUGCUUCUCUGCGUUAUGUCCACCAGUGGCAUGAUCACAGACAGUUUUGACAUCACUAACAUUUUCAGGAUGGAUUACCUGAUUUCAGCAAAAUAAAUUUUGGUCUGCGUAUAUUAUACUUCUCUCUCGGUGCUUCUGCAUGCCAUCUGGAGUCUUAUUUCUUUUGUGAUGCAUGCAAUGGCUCAUUUGCCAGAGGCAUCAUAAUUCAAAUAAUGUCAUGACAAGACUCACUAAAGGUGAUCAUUACUCCAAUGGCUGUUAUGACAAUGCGCUGAUCUCCCUUUUCUAAGCUAAAUAAAACAGGUGGGUGUUACAGUGCACCUGUGAAGGUCAUCUUCUUAUUGGACUCGAUGCUUCCUGUGUUGGACAACAUGACCCCACCUCCUCUAACGCAGAACUGCUCAAACUGCAGCCAGGUUUCGGUGCCACAGCUGAACGUGGCCAAGGCUGUGGUUCUGGGCCCGAUUCUUGGCGUCUUCAUCGUGUUUGGGAUAGUGGGCAACAUCCUGGUAAUCCUCUCCGUGGUCUGCCACAGGCACCUGCGGACAGUCACGCAUUAUUUCAUAGUUAAUCUAGCGGUGGCCGAUUUGCUGCUGAGCUCCACUGUCCUGCCCUUUUCUGCUAUUUUGGAGAUUGUGGACCGGUGGGUGUUUGGACGGGUCUUUUGCAACGUUUGGGCCGCCGUGGACGUGCUCUGCUGCACCGCUUCCAUCAUGAGCCUCUGUGUGAUCUCUGUUGACCGCUACAUUGGGGUCAGCUACCCUCUGCGCUACCCAUCCAUAAUGACAAAACGCAGGGCGCUGCUGGCAGUGAUGCUGCUGUGGGUCCUCUCCAUCAUCAUAUCUAUCGGACCUCUGUUUGGCUGGAAGGAGCCGGAGCCCGAGGACGAGUCCAUCUGCAAGAUCACGGAGGAGCCCGCUUACGCUAUCUUCUCUGCGGUGGGCUCUUUCUACCUCCCCCUGGCCAUCAUACUGAUCAUGUACUGUCGUGUUUACGUGGUAGCUCACAGGGAGAGCCGGGACCUGAGGGAGGGCCACAAAACAGAGAAGUCCGACUCAGAGCGGGUGAUACUCAGGAUACACAGAGGCAACGCAAGCGUUUUAGAGGACGAGUCCCUGCGGAGCCGCACACAUUUCGCCCUGCGGCUGCUCAAGUUCUCGCGCGAGAAAAAAGCAGCCAAGACCUUGGGCAUCGUGGUUGGCUGCUUCGUGUUGUGUUGGUUGCCGUUUUUCCUGGUGCUACCCAUCGGCUCCAUCUUUCCCGCAUACAGACCUUCAGACACUGUCUUCAAGAUCACUUUCUGGCUCGGUUACUUCAACAGCUGCAUCAACCCCAUCAUUUACCCGUGCUCCAACCAGGAGUUUAAGAAAGCUUUUCAAAGUUUACUCAGGGUUCAAUGUCUGAGAAAGACCCCCAGACCGCACCACCACCACCAUCUGAGUGCAGCUCGGAGACCAAGUCAGGGUCACAGUCAGCAACUCACUCUGGGACUGGACAGCAGGGGGGCGCCCUGUCGCCUCAGCCCAUCCUCCUCCAUGGCCCUGUCCAGAACACCCUCCUCCAGGGACAGCAGGGAGUGGAAUGUCUUUCCCGGAGGUCCCGCAGGUGGAUCGGGACCAGCCCGGACGAGGAGGGACAAAGUGGCCAAACUCUGCAGUAAAAGCUUCGAUCGGGCCUGCUGCUGCGUUUUCAGUGGCGGGGUUCCCCCCAAAGAGUCAAGCUGCGCCCAAGCGCCUCCGGCCGGAGACCUUCCCACCAUAAAAAUCCACCAACUGUCCCUGUCAGAAAAAGGAGAGCCUGUAUAGCUGCUAUAAUCCUUCAUCCAUUAGUCAUUAAUCCUCUUUCAAUGUCACAGUUGAAAAUAUAUUUUGUUUUGAGUUGUUGAAUGAUUUGCUUUGGAUGGUGGCUGCGUUGAAAUUUUAUAUUUUUAAAAGUCUCAGCUUC